Lindgomyces ingoldianus is the source of this 921-nucleotide messenger RNA. RefSeq lists its product as uncharacterized. The transcript is spliced from 7 exons. Lineage: Eukaryota; Fungi; Ascomycota; Dothideomycetes; Pleosporales; Lindgomycetaceae. The coding region runs from base 1 to 921 and encodes 306 amino acids. The record is from RefSeq and is a predicted model, not a curated record.
AUGAGUGGGGCAUGCGUGGUGUGGGCAUGUACUCCUCUCUCUAAACCGCAAACUCGACCCUUCGAUAACCAUCUCGUUAUAUCGCUCUUUCAGUACUCAACCUCAACCACGAAACCCAAAGCGAGUACUCGUUCGCUCAUCACCGUGAUUCAUCCCAAGUCGUCUUUGACGCACUCGUCCAUGGUAGGAGGUAGAGGAAGCAUUGAAUCACAUCCUUUGGAGAAACCGAACACUGAUGUCACCCCCCUAGGAAUGCCUUACCAGGGAGAUCUAGGGAUAAGGGACGUCAACAAUCCAAAUACCACGAAUAAUCUAGAUAUCCAAACUAUUACGCAUGAAAACCUCACGCCUGACAGGGAUAUCAAGGUGUACGAAAACUUUCCCAUAAUAAGCUCUGACGAUGAACUGUAUGAGAAGGUGUGGGGACAGUAUGAAAGCUAUGGCAUGUAUAAUUGCUGCAAUGCCACUAAUCGACUAUGGAAUUUAAUCUUACAAUCCACUCAGUCAAUACUGUUCACUAUCAUCAAAUAUAUAUUUCAAUUGACGACUGCCUUCAUGAGUCUGAGAGUUGUUCCAAUGGCGUUCAUGAUACUUGUGGAUGACUGUCCACUUCGGGAAUAUCUUCGCUCAUUUGGCGAGGAGCAGGUCUUCCUCAUCACAACGCAAACUUCGUUCAUCUCUUUCAACAUCGACCUUUCCUCCAUUGGAAAUUACCGAAGCCUGGACUUUCAUGAAUUUGUAUUGAGAAGCCUAUCAGCGAGAGAGUCUAGAAUCUAUCACGAUCGAAUACCCACACUCUAUUGCAUCAUAUUUCAAUUUCGUCUUACGAGCCUUCCUGCUUCUUUCCACUCUUGCCUUUUCCUCCAUAAUCUUUCGAGUUUUGAGAUUGCCCGUGCCACCUCUACGGGAAUAGCCACUUGA